AUGUCUGCUGAAGACGUUGAGGAACUAGUUUUAGAAAAAACAAUGGAUGAAGAUAAUCUUAUAAGGCUUCUAGAAGGAUCUAGAAAAAUGGAAGAAGAUAAUCUUAUUCCCAUCUCGAGACACACAACCAAACGACGCAUAACUGCAAUUAAUACAUCUCUUGAAUAUAAUUUAAAAAACGAUUUGAAGGACUGUAUUGCAUUCAGCUUAGCCCUUGGUGAGUUGACAGAUAUCACAGAUAUUCUGCAAUUGGCAGUUUUCAUACGUUUUGUUUCACCUGACCCCGUUGUUACAGAAGAAUUACUAGAUUUAGUAGAAUUUGAAGAGUCAACCCACGGUUUCAAUAUUAAAAAUGCAUUAGAUUCCAUAAUGAAAACUUUUGAUGUGCCUCUUAAUAAACUUGUAUGCACUGCAACUAAUGGAGCCGCGGCAAUGCUGGGUUAA
Molecule: messenger RNA, 444 nt
Organism: Stegodyphus dumicola
Lineage: Eukaryota; Metazoa; Arthropoda; Arachnida; Araneae; Eresidae
Product: general transcription factor II-I repeat domain-containing protein 2-like
Source: RefSeq, a predicted model, not a curated record